Spea bombifrons (plains spadefoot toad) is the source of this 2388-nucleotide messenger RNA. RefSeq names its product splicing factor 3b subunit 2 (gene SF3B2). Gene Ontology annotation, biological process: mRNA splicing, via spliceosome. The transcript has 21 exons. Gene Ontology annotation, cellular component: U2-type spliceosomal complex; nucleus; U12-type spliceosomal complex. NCBI's taxonomy places the organism in Eukaryota, Metazoa, Chordata, Amphibia, Anura, Pelobatidae. Bases 31 to 2313 code for a protein of 760 amino acids. The record is from RefSeq and is a predicted model, not a curated record.
AGCGCGCAGGCUUUUCGGCAACUAAAAGAAAUGGCGGACGCUGCAGACGGAACCAUGGAAGACAUUAUGGACCGACCCACAACCCAGGUCCAUGAAGACAGUGAUCUCUCUACAUCUGCUAGACUUGCGCAGAUGGCUGGAAUGCCUAUCUCAGCCCCUCCCCCUCCGCCCUCCCUUGGACUUGGUUUCCCUUUGAGCUUAGCCUCUCGCACAAAUCCCGAUUCUGAAGCCAGUAAACCACAACAAGGGCCACCAUUAUCUCUGCAAACUGAUGGACAUCCAAAGACACCUCUUUCGGAUCAAGAAAGCUCUUCCCAGCGGCCCUUACUUUUGCCUCGAGGUAACCUUCCUAUUGCUUCCUCUAUUCCCCCACUGCUGCCCACCAUCACCAGGCCCCGUGCUACCACCCAAGCCUCUAAUGAUGAUUCAAGAGAAAUGGAAGAUUCUUCCAUUGGUCCAAAGAUUCCACAGGUCCUUGAGAAGAUUCUUCAACUGAAGGAAAUAAGACAAGAAGAAAUGGUGCCAGUGACCACAGAAGAGGAAGAUGAUUCUGAUGCUCGUCAGAUUUACACAGCAUCAGAGACAGAAGAGGAAAUCACUACCCCAACCAAAAAAGAGAAAAACCGCAGACGGAGGAAUCGUAAGAAACGAACAAAAAAGAGGACACCAGUUCCACAGCCUGUGACUACAGAAGAGCUGAAUGAGGCAGCAGAGGCUGAUCCUGCCGCAGGAAAAGUUGAGAUAGACUAUGUGACCGAGGAACCAGACAUCUAUGAUCCCAACUUUAUCUUCUUCAAGAGGAUAUUUCAGGCUUUUAAGCUGACAGAUGAUGUAAAGAAAGAGAAGGAGAAGGAGCCAGAGAAGGUCGAGAAGGUUGAACCAGCUGCUCCCAGAAAACGUUUUGAAGAGGAACAGAUGGACAGUGACAGCGACAGUGAUGGAGAGGAAAAAAAACUGGAUGCCCCUAAACUGUCUAAGAAGAAAAUGAGGCGAAUGAACAGGUUUACAGUGGCUGAACUUAAACAGUUGGUUUCUCGUCCAGACGUAGUAGAAAUGCAUGAUGUCACUGCACAAGACCCAAAACUCCUUGUCCACCUGAAGGGAACACGGAAUUCUGUCCCUGUUCCUCGUCAUUGGUGCUUUAAACGAAAAUACUUACAGGGUAAGCGUGGUAUUGAAAAACCCCCCUUCCAGCUUCCCGAAUUCAUCAAGAGAACAGGCAUUCAAGAAAUGAGGGAGGCACUUCAGGAAAAGGAGGAACAAAAGACCAUGAAGUCCAAAAUGAGAGAGAAAGUGCGACCGAAGAUGGGAAAAAUUGACAUAGAUUAUCAAAAACUUCACGAUGCGUUCUUCAAGUGGCAAAGUAAACCAAAGCUGACCAUCCACGGUGACUUGUACUAUGAGGGUAAAGAGUUUGAGACUCGUCUGAAAGAGAAGAAGCCAGGAGAUCUUUCAGAUGAAUUGCGAAUCACUCUGGGGAUGCCUGUUGGAUUAAAUUCACAUAAAGUUCCACCACCUUGGCUCAUUGCAAUGCAGAGGUAUGGACCACCACCUUCUUAUCCAAACCUAAAAAUUCCAGGACUAAAUUCUCCAAUCCCAGAGGGUUGUUCCUUUGGAUAUCAUGCCGGUGGGUGGGGAAAACCCCCAGUAGAUGAAAUGGGAAAACCUCUCUAUGGAGAUGUCUUUGGGACCAAUGCUUCAGACUUUCAGAAUAAGAAUGAAGAAGAAGAUAUAGAUAGGACACCUUGGGGAGAGUUGGAACUGUCCGACGAUGAAUCGUCCUCUGAAGAGGAAGAAGAAGAGAGUGAUGAGGAAAAACCAGAUGAGACUGGAUUUAUUACACCUGCUGAUAGUGGUUUAAUUACCCCAGGAGGAUUUUCAUCUGUCCCUGCUGGUAUGGAAACUCCAGAGCUGAUUGAAUUGAGGAAAAAGAAGAUUGAAGAGGCUAUGGAUGGAACGGAGACUCCUCAACUUUUUACAGUACUUCCAGAGAAGAGGACUGCUACUGUUGGUGGUGCCAUGAUGGGCUCCACACAUAUCUAUGAUAUUAACACGGCCAUGUCCCGUAGAGGGCCAUCCACUGAGCCACAAGGAGUAGAAGUAGCUUUGGCGCCUGAAGAACUGGAAAUGGAUCCAUCCGCCAUGACUCAGAAGUACGAGGAAAGAGUGAGGGAAGCACAGGAACAAGUGCAGAAAGAAGACUUCAGUGACAUGGUGGCUGAGCAUGCGGCUAAACAGAAGCAAAAGAAGAGGAAAGGUCAGCCACAAGACUCGCGUGCAGGCGGCAAGAAAUAUAAGGAGUUCAAAUUUUGAAUGUUCUAACCCCCUUAUCAACCACCUUCCCUUUUCACCCAUUCUUUUAUUUUUAAUAAAACCUGUUAAACUGUC